GGACGCCGUGCAGCAUCACUUCCUUUACGACCCUUCCCUAUUUAAAGGCCGGUGUGGAGCCAGAGGGGCUUCAGUAGGGGAUUAAAGUCAAAGUCCUCGCACCCUUCACACCAGAGGCUCACCCACUGACCGACUGACGAGCUGGAAAGCUCUGGAUGUUUCCGUGAAGAUCCCCACAGGCUAUAAAGGCUGAGAUACGGAUUUUUGUUCACAAUUAUCUGGGAAGCGUAACUUUGCAAGCCAGGAGUUUUUAAGAUUUAAGUCGAAAUUUGGAGCCAACAAAAGUUGAAGAUUUGCUCGGACAGAUAAAUGUUUGACUUUUUUUCUUCACACUAGACUUCUGAACAAAACCAGAGCAAUUUUGAGAGAUUCUGAGAAUUCUUAAGACUGGAAACUGUGCAACACAUAGACAACUCCUGCAAAGGCUUAUUACAGUUCUCUAACAGCAGAGUCGAUUUCUGCAGUAUUAGGGAAGACAAGAAAAAUACCAAUUUCUGGAAAGCGUAUUCUCUAGAAUCAUUUCACCAUGAGUAGCAGCGGGACCACGACAGUUAAACCACAGGAGCCUCCUGCUUUCAAACGGGCAGUACGCAAGAUAAAAUGUGCCGCUAUGGUGGCCAACUUAGCCAAAAGUUGGCAGGGCUGGGCCAACGAACACUCCAACAAGCAGGACGCCAUCCCGAGCGGCUGGAUGCCGUCAUCUGUUGAAGAGGCAGACACAAGAGAGCGUACCCAUCAGACUAAACUUACCAUCACCCCGCGUGUCAUCGCAGUUGAUGCCGUGAGUGGGAGUAAGAUCCGAACUGGUUCUGUGAUAAAGACUGUCAAGCCAAAGCGCAGCGAGUGCAGCAGCAACGAUUUGGUCAACGCCAUCCGAGGCAAGAUGGAGUCAGGCCCCGGAGAGAGCAAGCCGUUCCUUGGCAAUGAGUCGCCAACACGGCGGCGCCAGAUGAGGGCGCUACAGAGCUCAGGAGGAGGAGGACUAAUCCAAGACAGAAAGCUUUUGCUUCAGGAGAAGAAGGAGGGGUCGAGGAGCAGCAGUGUUGACACAGAGGACAGCGGGCUGGGAGAUGAGGCCAGCCUCAGUGACAACAGCGAAUCAAAAUCUGAGCAGGGCGACAUUCUGCCCAAGAAACACACCAGCAGGCCCAAGAUUAAGAUUGCCACUACGGGCGACAUCAAAAACCGUUGGCAGCAGUGGUCUGAGCAGCACAUGGUGGGCCAGAAACUCAACCCCUUCAGCGAGGAGUUUGACCACGAGUAUGCCAUGGCCCAGCGCCUCCGCAAGGGCGACUCCGGCUAUGGUCGACCCAAAGACGGCUCCAAGACGGCAGAGAGGGGCGACAGGGCCCAGAAACACAUCCACAGGGAGAUGGAGGAGAUGGUGUGGAUUAUCAGAGACAUGGGCAUAAAGGACAAAGAGGGGAGGACCAUCAUUACCUUUGGUCGGCUCUUUGACCGCUACGUGAAGAUCUCGGAUAAGGUGGUGGGCAUCGCGCUGCGCUGCCGCAAACACAAGAUGUUGGACUUUGAAGGGGAGAUGCUGUGGAAAGGACAGGACGAUGAUGUCAUCAUUACAUUGAGGGACUAAGGACAGAUGUUACAUCUUAUGAACAUUCACACAUGCAAACACGCCUACAGCACCUGCACACAAUGCCACAACCACAAUGCCACAUUGUGCGAGCGAGAAAAAUGGAAGAAUGUUUGGAAGAGACAAAAUAAUACGGCAAGAGUAUAAUGUUCAAAUAAUAUGUAAGAUAACACACACAGCUUCAGGGAUGGACAUGCUGGAAGGAAACUGUAGUUUUAUCAGUUAUCAGUAGUCAAAUUUAAAUUUAAUGUACAUAAAUUAUUAAAGGACAUGUGACUGUGCAUGUGGAGGCUGCACACACACUAAGACACACACACUGUUUCUCACAGCAGACUCAUUAGUUCUUCUCAUAUACCUGACAGGUCAUCCGGUGAAAGGAAGCUAUCUUUAGCAUGCUAACCAUGCUCGCCUUGCUAACUAUGCUGCUACAUGCUGGAGGCCUCAAGCAUCCACCACAAUGCCAGUCACGCUGGACAUCUUCACCGAGUCUCUGGCUGAGGAAACUUUGAGUAGCCAUUAUGUUAUCCCUCAUGGAUAAUAUUUUGGACUUUCUUGGUGUUUUAGACGGACUUAAUGGUAACAGGACAGAAAACCAGAUAAAUGUUCCCUGCAGGAUUUUAUUGUUUGUUUUUUUUGUCCUAUUUUGCUCAAUCUUGGUGGUGUGGAGGACAAAAAAAAUGACAAUAUAUAAACAAAUAAGUAAAUAAAUGGAAAAAAAUCAUUUUAAAAAUAACUAA
Plectropomus leopardus (leopard coralgrouper) is the source of this 2328-nucleotide messenger RNA. RefSeq names its product actin binding Rho activating protein a (gene abraa). Gene Ontology annotation, cellular component: sarcomere. Gene Ontology annotation, molecular function: actin binding. Gene Ontology annotation, biological process: positive regulation of transcription by RNA polymerase II; positive regulation of Rho protein signal transduction. The record is from RefSeq and is a predicted model, not a curated record. Lineage: Eukaryota; Metazoa; Chordata; Actinopteri; Perciformes; Serranidae.